AUGGCAAAGGACUCUCCUCUGAGUCUAUCUAAGUUCUUGCUUGCUCUCGAAAUGGCCAUUGACAUUGAGGUAGACAUCAUAUCGGUGUCUCUAGGGUUCACAUUGAGCGCGUUUGAAAUGGAGUUGCAACAUAUGCUGUUUGAUGCCCUACGUGCUGUACAACAGAAUAACAUUAUACUCGUUGCUUCCGCAGGCAAUGACUUCGAGGAAGCAUCUGAUGUUUACCCCUGUUGGUAUGGUGGCCCACUCGGAAUGUGUGUCGCUUCCUUGUAUGACUACAUGUGGGACAAUAGGACUGAACCAGUGCUCUAUCUUGAGUCGAAUUAUGGUGAUAGAGUUGACGUCGCAGCCUAUGGUACUCAACUCGUGGUCGGCCGUGAUAAGGCAGGUGAGUUGAUAAAGUUCAGCGGCACAUCCGCUGCUCAACCGCAAGUGGCUGGUCUGGCUGCUAUCCUCCUGUCAAUGAAUGUCGAACCGUCGUUGGUGAAGCGACUGAUCCUGGCUAAUGCUGUUCCAGCCGGGCUCGAGAUGCCAGAAUAUUUCCCGCAGUAUAUACGUGGAGGUGCCAUCGAUCCUCUGAGGACUGUGGAACACGCUAUCAGCUUUCUCCCUUCGACAUCACGAGGCCUGUGA
This is a messenger RNA of Perkinsus marinus ATCC 50983, 633 nucleotides long. RefSeq lists its product as hypothetical. The transcript has a single exon. Gene Ontology annotation, biological process: proteolysis. The coding region runs from base 1 to 633 and encodes 210 amino acids. Gene Ontology annotation, molecular function: serine-type endopeptidase activity. NCBI's taxonomy places the organism in Eukaryota, Perkinsozoa, Perkinsida, Perkinsidae. The record is from RefSeq and is a predicted model, not a curated record.